This is a messenger RNA of Glycine soja, 837 nucleotides long. RefSeq names its product basic leucine zipper 4-like. The coding region runs from base 77 to 583 and encodes 168 amino acids. NCBI's taxonomy places the organism in Eukaryota, Viridiplantae, Streptophyta, Magnoliopsida, Fabales, Fabaceae. Gene Ontology annotation, cellular component: nucleus. The record is from RefSeq and is a predicted model, not a curated record. Gene Ontology annotation, biological process: positive regulation of DNA-templated transcription. Gene Ontology annotation, molecular function: DNA-binding transcription factor activity; transcription cis-regulatory region binding. The transcript has a single exon.
GCACCGCAUUUCUUCCCUUUCUCCCUCCUCAGCUCCUCCACCUCUAGUUUCAGAAAAACCUCGUCACUCUGCCCCCAUGCUUUCUCUCCCUCCCUCCGACCCCUUCUCCACCUUCUCCGCCGGCUUCACGCCGUGGGACCACGAUGAGGAUUCCCACGCCCUCUUCUCCCCCAAACCCGUCUCUUCCAGCUCCGGCUCUGACGACAAAUCCGAACCGAACCAACAUGUAUCCGCCUCCUCCACGGCGAUGGAGGAGCGGAAACGGCGCCGCAUGAUAUCGAACCGGGAAUCGGCCCGCAGGUCCAGGAUGCGGAAACAGAGACACCUGGAGAACCUUCGGAACCAGUUGAACAAGUGCAGGGUCGAAAACCGGGAACUGAGUAACCGGUUGCAGUUCGUCCUGCACCACUUGAACCGCCUCCGAACCGAAAACGAAUGGUUACACUCCGAGCGAACCUUGCUCCGCCAAAAAGUCGCCAACUUAACACAAAUUUUGAUUUUCCAACAAUUCCAAACUUUCUCCCCUGCAUGGACAUGCACCAACAACAACACCUCGCUCAUGACAAUUAAUCAAGUUAAUUAAACCCUAUAUAUAUAUAUAGAGAGAGAGAUUUAUAAUAAGGUCUUGGUAAAAAAUUCCAAGUGGUCUAAGAUGUCCUAUAUGUAAUUAUUGUUAAAAGUUAGAUAAAGUCUUAAAGAGAUGGUAAAGGGUGGGAUUUUUGGGAAAAAUAUUAGGCAAGGUUUUGGAAAAUAUUAGUUCAUCUUUUUCAAAACCAAAAGGAUUAUUGUAUAUUGCCGAUUAUAAUAUAUCUGUGUAGAAUAUUAGCUUUUUCUUUU